UGGACAGGUGAUAAGUGUCAUGAAUGCAUUAUGGCAUUAAAUAAUGUGCCCACAUAACAAUACCUGUGCUAAAGCCCCAGAUUUAUUAUUGGCUGCCAUCGUUACUGGCUCAGCUGCCAGGCUGCAGAACCAGAUCUGUAGAUCUGAUAUCACUGUGGAGUUCCACUCUAUACAAUGUCACCCAGGACCAAUUAAUACAGGGGAGACAGGUUAGUGUCACUGUGGCACUGGUGACAAACAUUUUUGAUUGCUCUUAAAUGCCACCAGGGGGGCUUGCUAGUACAUAAAAGCUGUGGCCCUGGGUCUGAGCUAUCAUUUGUAGACAUCUCCUUCAGAGAGAUCUGUACACUCAAAAAUAGCAGGAGCUGAAGUUCAUGUGAAAUAGGCAAAACUUAUAGACACUGGAUUUGUUACCUAGGAUAAUACUUGGAUAAGGUACUAGUAAGCCAUAUUAAGUCAUCUGACUUGAGCUGUGACAUCAAGGAAAGCAUUGGAUUUAUUAUCAGGCAGUGAUAGAUUCAUAUCCAGGUUGUAGAUCAAGUUACUCAAAACUAUAAAAAAACCAGAGACUUUGAAGGUUUUACUGAACAACAGGGAUAGGAUCCACAAUUGAUGAAGCAUCGACUUUCAGUGUACUUGAACAAUGUCAUGUAUCUUUUGUGAUUAACUGAGUGUCUGAGAUUUAGAACUAGAGCAGCAGAUUUUCCAGGACAGCAUUAUCCUUUGGCUUUAUACUUAGCCCACCAUGCCAGCUGCCAUGGAGGUUUUGAACUCUCACAGAGAAAUUGGUGUGCAGACCAACAUCGUACUGGGGACUCUCAACGUAAAGUUUGUUAUCCAAGACAGUGAAGAGGAUAUGGUAUUUAGCCGACAGUUCUCUGGAGUAAAGACAAACACCGUCUUUAAUGGUAGCAGCUGUAGGAGUGAGGAAGCAGAUUCUAAUGGACAGGCAACGUCUUCGCCUCUGACCCCUGUGACUUCUCACCAGAGGGCAGCACUUCAGCAGAACUUCCCACGGCUCAGCGAGAAUCCAGGGUUACCAUUAUACCCACCACUGAGUGUGAUUCCAUCGUACGGACAGUCUGCAUUCCCAACACUUCCUACAUCAGUUCUCCCAGCUGGAGUGGUGACCUCCUCACCGCUACCUCAGCCAAGACAACCCCCAUCCCAACCAGCCACCAGGUCGGAACAGAUUCUUCGCAGUAUUCAGCGAUCAGUUGGAAGAGAAACUCUGCCGCUUGCUUCGAAACAGAUCCUUCGUAAACCCAGGAAGGUCGUGAACCCUCGUCCCAGAAAUCUGUUAUCUCGUCCCUGGUUGGCUAAUGCAGUGCGUGCUGCAGCAGUUGCCUCUGUACAGAAUGGACAUACAGGUGACUCCCAAAGCUCUGCUGCUGUACCUGUGUCGCAACCAACAGUCAGUAGUAGUAACAGUAAUACUAGUAACCCAGUUCGUUGCAGUAGUGUUGAAGUGGGAGAAAUUACUGAAUCUGGACGUGAACUAAAGGAAAAUGACAGCAGCAGUAAGCUAAAGAUAUCAAUGACUGUACAAGGACAUGACAAUGAGGAAACAGAAAAGAGAGAGUCUAACACCAGGAGUGUCUGCCAUAGAUUGGAUGAUACCAAAAAUGACAUUGAUGUCAGCACCAAAGACAGCAAUAUUGUUCACAAGUCACAUGAAAGCAUGAACAGAAACAGCCUCCACUCUCCCAGCUCAGAGGGGGACAGUGACACUGCAUCUGUGACUGUGAAAGAAGAGCCACAUGAGGAGGACUUUGAAUCGUGUCAUGUUACAAACUCAUCUGACUCUGAAGGACAGAAUCUCGAUACCCAUGAUUUCUCACCUGUAGGUGGUGACACCAGUGUAGAUUCAUCCAUGAUGAGCCCAAACGGAAAUCAGGUUCAUGAUCACAGAGAAAUCAGUCCCACUACUAAAGUGACCUCAUCUAAUCCUACACCCACCAUUGAUUCUGCAGUGAACAGUCUAGCAGCAUUAUCAGGAAUGAACUCGGAACAUUUCUUUGAGAAUUUCAUUGGUCGAAAUCUGCAUGGAGCAGCUCUGCAACAAGACCCUGUGCAAAGACGGCACAGCUUUGAAAAUGGCUCAUCAGUUUUCCCUCCACAUGGUGCUUUUCCUCACCAGGAUGUACGGAAUUCAGAGGACUUGAACUCAUCAGCGCCAGUAAGUUCAUUUUUCACUUCAUAUCAGCCCAAAGGUACAUUUCUGAACAAAGAGGAGAGAGACCAGAGAAAGGAACGCUAUAAGGAAUUUUACAGGGAGCUGACAAUUAUAGACAAUGAAUCUGGAAGACGCAAACCAAAAUUUGAGUGCCGUCUGUGCAAUGCUGUCUCAUCUCGCAAAGAUCGCAUGAUUGACCACAUUGAGUUCAAACACUUCAACAUUCGCAGUUAUCCUUGUGAUGGGUGCAAUGUUAAAUUCAGUACAUACUCAAAUCUUGCCCAGCACCGCAAAAAACAGCAUGGACUGGACGGAGUGGACAUCCCAAGGGGUCAGGCAGCUUAUAACGAGCAGGGAUUAAGAGUGGACAAGGCUCGUCAUGUGAGACACCUGUUCUUUAAGAUCCAGGACUAUAACAACACAGGAUUUAUGAACAGGUCUUAUCAGUGUAAGUUGUGUAGUUAUAGGUCAACUAGGACUGAUCGCAUGGUCAUACACAUUGAGGCUCACCACAGGGAGUACAUGUGUAGUAAAGACUGACCACUACAUACACACUGAGGCUCACCACAGCAAAACCUUUGAAUACUGUUAAUUUUUAUUCAUUUUCUUUUGCAAUAGGCUACAACCUAGUUAAAUGACAUAUUUUGCCAGCAAUGCUGGUUGUUUAAUAUCAAUUAUUUUGGUUUUGAAGUCAUUAUAUUUUAUAAGGUAGCAUUUCUAAAACUUGAUUGUUGUAGGUUUUCUCUACAAUUUCACCAUUGGUAACUCAAAGGAUUUGGAUGUGUAGCAGUGCCACUGCUCGUUUCCAUACAGAAAUGAAUUGUGUAACCAUUUUUAUAACAGCUUUUAUACUUUCCUUUUGACAAAGACUGUAAUUUGACUUGUGAAGUCUCAAUUCAUAGAUAUGCCUUCUAUUUUAGGAUAGAAAUAGUUUUUGUACACAGUACAUUUGACAGCUGUUGCUUUGUAUCAAAGUGUGUUUUAAUUUACUGACAGAUUCAAACUUCCUUUUAUUAUUUUCUCAAUUUUUUUCAUUUGAUAUAGAAAUAGAUCAUCUUAUAAAGGACAAUCUUACUAGAAAAUUGUUCACAACAAUGAAGCAUGGCCAUGACUUGACUUGUACCAUGUAUUUUGUAAGGGUUUGUUUGAAGACGUGUAGCUUUUUGUAUGAUGCUUUUAACAUAUUUGUUAUCUUGGAAUGUUUUUAGUAAGCAACACUGAAAAGAAUUUUCAUUAAAUUAGAUAUGGCCUUGCAUAUUAUGGAAUUGUAGUGUUAGAGAUGGAAAGGAUAAUUCAUUCACCAUGAAUUAACGGGCAUUGUAAAAGUUAAAGUAUAUUGUGCAAUUUACCAAAUGAAGAGAAGUACAUAAGGUUGUACAGAACUGUGGAGUGUUGAGAGGAGAUUGUGCUGGUCAUUGUGUUAGGUGAGCUUGAUGACAUUGUGCUAGGUGCUGAUAUGAGUUGGAUGACUUUGCGAUUGCUUAGCUUUCGUUUUCGGCAAACUUUUUUUACCCAAAGUGUGUAAUGUGCAAUUUAAAGUUUUUAAAAUAUCUAAGGUUUUCAUUCAUUUGACACAAGGAUAAGAAAAAGAAAUGUGCAAUUUUAACUUAAAAACCUGGAAAAAGUACAAGGACAGAAUUAUUUGUUAUUUUAAGUGUUAUCAGUGAACUUCUUAACUUUACAAUUUGUGUAUAUGUUUUCAGUAGAAAUGUAUAUUUCCGUGAGGUUUAAAAUCGACACAAGUCCAUUGCACUGGUUCAAUUGUACGAAGUUUGGUUGGAAACAAAUGAAUAAAAUGUUUGAAUAUAUUAA
Messenger RNA from Lingula anatina, 3988 nucleotides. RefSeq lists its product as uncharacterized. The record is from RefSeq and is a predicted model, not a curated record. Gene Ontology annotation, cellular component: nucleus. Gene Ontology annotation, biological process: positive regulation of transcription by RNA polymerase II. Lineage: Eukaryota; Metazoa; Brachiopoda; Lingulata; Lingulida; Lingulidae.